Molecule: messenger RNA, 2384 nt
Organism: Numida meleagris (helmeted guineafowl)
Lineage: Eukaryota; Metazoa; Chordata; Aves; Galliformes; Numididae
Gene: TRIM35
Product: tripartite motif containing 35
Exons: 7
Coding region: 537-2189 (550 amino acids)
Biological process (GO): positive regulation of apoptotic process; innate immune response
Molecular function (GO): zinc ion binding; protein binding
Source: RefSeq, a predicted model, not a curated record
GAGCGGGGCUGGGGGCUGAGAGCGGGGAUCGGGCACCGGGGCUGAGGGAUGAGAUACUGGGGUGAGAGCGGGGCUAAGGGACAGGACAGCGGGGUAACACUGGGGGUAAGGGACAGGACAGCGAGGUGACACUGAGGAUAGGGGACAGGACACCAGGGUGACACCGGGGCUAGGGACUGAGUGCUGCGACAAGGUACUGGGGUGACACCGGGACUAAGGGCCGGGACGCUGGGGGUAAGGGAUAAGAUACUGGGGUGACAGUGGGGAUAAGAGACAGGAUACUGGGGUGACACCAGAGUGACACUAGGGUUGGGGCUUUGGACACCAGAGUGACUCUGGCAUGACAGCAGGGCUGGGGGUUCAGGCACUGGGGUGACACUGAGGCUGGCAGUUUGGGCACCAGUGUGACACAGGGGUGACACCGGGGCUGCGGGUUCAGGCACUGAGGAGGCAAUGCAGUAACACUGGGGUGACCCUGGGGCUGGGUGAUCAGGCACCAGGUGGCACUGGGGUGACACUGAGGUGACAGUGGGGCUAUGGGUUCAGCACCGGGGUGGCACUGGGAGCGAGGAACCGGGCACGGGGGUGCACCAGAGCCAGAGAUGGCCGCUGCCGGUGCCCUCAACGUGGUGUCACUCAGGCCAGUGCCGGCCGGGAGGAGCUGUGGUGCUAUGGAAAAUGGAGCCAACUCCCCUUCCUCCAGCUCGGUGGCUUUGCCCUCGUCCUCCACGGCCACCUUCAAGGAGGAGCUGCUGUGUCCCAUCUGCUACGAACCCUUCCGCGAAGCGGUGACGCUGUGCUGCGGCCACAACUUCUGCAAAGGCUGCAUCAGCCGCUCCUGGGAGCACCGGCACCACGCGUGCCCCGUCUGCAAGGAAACCUCCUCCUUCGACGACCUGCGCGUCAACCACACGCUCAACAACCUGGUGGAGAUGAUCCUCCGCGAGGAAGAGCGACGACGGGGCCGCCCGGCCGCCCUCUGCCCCCUGCACCACGAAGAAGCCAAUCUGUUCUGCCUGGAUGACAAGGAGCUGGCGUGCUUCGCCUGCCAGGGCUCCAAGGAGCACGAAGGGCACAAGAUGAGGCCGGUGCAGGAGACGGCGACGGAUUUCAGGGCUUGCGAGGGUCCUGAGGGCGUCUCCCCCCCGCAGGCCAAGCUGAAGAACAUGGAGACCUCCCUGCAGGACAAGGUGAAGGAUUUCGGAGCUGUGCAUCGCUCCUACGAGUCCAUCUCCAAACACAAUAAGGUGGAAGCCAAGCGGCUGGAGGAGCAGAUCAGGAGAGAGUUCGAGAAGCUGCACGAGUUCCUGAGGGACGAGGAGAAGGCGCUGCUGUCCCAGCUGCAGGAGGAGAAGCAGCACAAGCACAGCCUCAUCGAGAGCAAGAUGAAGCAGCUGGCGGAGAACAGCCAGGCGGUGCUCAGCGAAGCCCGCCAGCUCCAGGCUGACCUCGAGGAGGAUGACUAUACCUUCCUCAAGACCCACAAGAACCGUAAGCGCAGGAUUGCCUGCACAGCUGAGGAGCCAGAGGCCGUGCCUUUGGGGAUGCUCAUUGACUCCGCCAAGUACCUGGGCUCACUGCAGUACAACGUGUGGAAGAAGAUGCUGAACAUCAUCACCGUCGUCCCCUUCAGCUUCAACCCCAACUCAGCGGCGGGCUGGCUCUCGGUGUCUGAGGACCUGACCAGCGUCACCAACGGGAGCUACCGGCUGCUGGUGGAGAACCCCGAGCGCUUCACCUCGGCCCCCUGCAUCCUGGGCUCCCGUGGGUUCUCCACUGGCUUCCACACCUGGGAAGUGGACCUGGGUGGCAUCACGAACUGGAGGGUCGGGGUGGCCCAGCUGCGGGGCGGCAUCCAUUGGACCUUCCACCACGACGCGCGUUCCGGGUUCUGGUAUAUCUAUCGCCUUCCUGGGAUGAACAGCAAGAUGUGCCAGGCAUCCAACAUGGCUCGCUCGGAGGUGGCACUGGGGGAGCUGGUGCGCAUCCGCGUCGAGCUGGACUGCGACGAAGGCGAGCUCUCCUUCUACAACGCCGACUGCAAGACGCACAUCUUCACCUUCCACGAGAAGUUCGGCGGCACCGUCUUCCCCUAUUUCUAUGUAGGAGGCACGCCGGUGGGCGCGACACCCGAGGCGCUGCGCAUCUGUCCCCUCCGCGUCCGCAUCCACGAGGAUGUCCCCGUGUAGGGCCGCUGUCCCUCUGUCCCGUGUCACCUCCAUCCUCCCGCGGCUGGGGCUCCCCAGGUGCUCUUUUAGGGUCGGCUGUCCUCGGGGAAAAAAAAAAAAAAAACAAAGAAAGAAAAAGAGGACAGAAAAAAAAAAGAAUUUAUGUAUGUAUUACCUCUUUUUUUAACUAUCUUUAAUAAACGUGUUAUUCUAGUA